AUGAAUUCCCUCGUACUGUUUGCGGGCGUGGCUCUGGCCCUACUGGCCACCCAGACGUCCUCGCUGUUCCUGUUCCCGGUGGCCACCACGGGCACCACCGCCGCCGCCACCACUUCCGUCACCGUGGGCACGGGCUCGCUCGCGGCCGGCGCGGCGGUUGCAGCUGCGGGCGUGACCGGCCUGGCGCUUGCGGCUCUCCUGGCGUCGCGAGGUCGAGACGAAGAACCAUCCUACCACGCCCCCGCCCCCUCAUACCAUCGUCGUAGGAGGGAUGCCGAUGAAGAGAAGGUAGCGGAGAUGUUCGCCAUGGUCGCCAGGAUGGACACUCACGGCUGCGGGAUGAGGCUCGUUUGCCAGCUCUAUCAGAAGUCCCCUCAGAGCCUCACUCUCAGGGAGAAGGCCAUCAGACUGCUCAUCGGGGAGAAGCCAGAGCCAGUGCCCCCCAAGGAGUCGAAGCAGCCGCGCGCCCUCUACCAGUCCGCCGCCGUCUUCGGAGUUAGGAAGGAGAACUGCCUCGAGAUCUAUCACAUGUGUCCUCUCACCAACGAAGAAGUCAUGCAGUACCUCAACACUCUCGACCUUGAGCUCAAGUGAAUGAUGUUUGUCUAACAUCUUCUGUUAUAUCCUUUUUCGUUUCUUCAUUAUUUUCAUUAUCACAAUCGUUAUUACUACUCUAUUUUUUUACACCUGCUUUGGCACAAUUUCGUCUUACUAGGUUUUCAUAGAGGCUUUUCAUGUAAUCAUUAAAUGUUUUAUCGGGUUUAGUCUGUUUUCAGCUUUAAAUCUACCUCGAUUAGCAGAACUUCACUACACAAUGGAAUUAAGUUAAGAAUAAAGUGUUUAAUUUUUGUUAAGUCAAACGAAUUCGCAAAAGAAAUGUGUACUACUUCUGUCCGUGGGAACGAUGUUUGUGCUUGCUAGUCCUCCAUAUAACUAACUCGCUAUUGCUUGUUUACAUUCAAGCUUGUUAGUUUUUCUUUGUUGCUGGAGCCCCUCUCUAGGGAGCGGCCAUGAUGUUCGUGUUGGUGAAGGCAGAACCUCAACGAAUAUAUUUUCCUACGAUUUUUGUGUUCUAAAUAAAGAUAUAAUUUUU
This is a messenger RNA of Penaeus indicus, 1093 nucleotides long. RefSeq lists its product as uncharacterized. Bases 1 to 594 code for a protein of 197 amino acids. The transcript is spliced from 4 exons. The record is from RefSeq and is a predicted model, not a curated record. Lineage: Eukaryota; Metazoa; Arthropoda; Malacostraca; Decapoda; Penaeidae.